Nicrophorus vespilloides is the source of this 1137-nucleotide messenger RNA. RefSeq names its product transcription factor HES-4-B-like. Bases 115 to 864 code for a protein of 249 amino acids. Lineage: Eukaryota; Metazoa; Arthropoda; Insecta; Coleoptera; Silphidae. Gene Ontology annotation, molecular function: protein dimerization activity; DNA-binding transcription factor activity, RNA polymerase II-specific; RNA polymerase II cis-regulatory region sequence-specific DNA binding. Gene Ontology annotation, biological process: regulation of transcription by RNA polymerase II; regulation of neurogenesis; anterior/posterior pattern specification. The transcript has a single exon. Gene Ontology annotation, cellular component: nucleus. The record is from RefSeq and is a predicted model, not a curated record.
UAGCAGCAGAUCCAGCAGUAGUAGCGGUAGCAGCAGGAGCAUCGGAGCGCCAAGCCAAGCACGAUUUGAACGGAUCGCGUGCAGUUUGAGUAGCACGCGGAUGUCUUGCAAGCAAUGACUGCCAAAUCCAACAAGCGAAACAGUGAGCCAAGGAGAGCUAACAAACCACUGAUGGAGAAGCGACGACGUGCAAGAAUCAAUCAAAGUUUGGCUGCUUUGAAGACACUUAUCCUAGACAGUGCCAAGGCGGACAACACAAAACAUUCCAAGCUCGAAAAAGCUGAUAUACUAGAAUUAACAGUCCGGCACUUCCAGAGGCACCGCAGCCUGGACACAGCCGGCGUCCAACAAUACAGAUCCGGAUAUGCGGAUUGCGUGAAAGAAGUUCAAAGAUAUUUGGAAACGCCGGACGCACACACGAUGACCGUCAUGGAAACCGGGGUCAGACAAAGACUUCUGCGGCACUUGGAUAAUUGCAUAGCCGAAGUUGACACCGACCUGAAACCGCAGCAACAACAGAACUCACCACCGGAAGAGCGACUCCAAUUACCGGCAGACUCGAGUACGCCGCCAGAAGAAGUGAACAACAACGCCAAUCAAGGCCCCGAACAACAACAAAACCAGAACCUCGAACUUCCAACCAAAAUGGUUAAAACCUACGACGGAAACUUUGUUUUCGUGCUGCCCUCGCAUUACUUACAAUUAGCGAACGCUUUAGGCAUUAAUUUGCGGCCGCAAGUGGAGAAAGAAGUUCAAGAGGAAGAGAGCGCCCCGAGUAAUGAGCACGAGAGACCAUUGGACUACAGUAAAAACAAUGAUGAUGAAGAUGUCCAAAUGAAAGAGAAUAUGUGGCGACCCUGGUAAUUUACAUAAACAACACAACAACAAAAAACAAAGAUAGUGGGGAACUGAAUUCGACUGUUUCGUUUUGGUGCACAUCAAUGUAUGGAAUAAGCGGAUAUCCAAUUCAAAAGAGACUGCUACAUCCUGAAUGAUAAAUUGUACAACUUUAUCUCAUGGACCUUACUAUUCAUAUAGAGAAAUAAUUCAUUUAAAUGUACACAAAAUAUCGCAAUUCGCCAAAAAAAAACUUUAUAAUUGUUAUAAGUUAUUGCAUAUUUACGACUCUAUCUAUAG